AUCUUUUCUGUUUUACAGGAAGCUGAGAGUUGCAUCACAUCUUGUGUUUACUCAAAGGUACUCUUAAUUAUGUUUAUCUCGUGUGGUUGGUUUGCUCUGCUUGUCCAGCUGCAUGGUUUAUAGGAAGCAACAACCUGAUCUUUUCUUUUUUCCAUAUAUAUAUGAAUUCAGAUAUUUGUUGCAUUAGUCUAGCUCUGCUAUUGCAUCUCCUUUCAUCUCAUAAAACAUGAUAUCAAAGUAAAGCAUGCUAUUCUAAUUAAAAUAUUUGUGUUGAUUUUAGUUUAAUACUUGUGUUAAUUUAUAAGUAGAUUCCACGUGAGUGUCAUGUUUGCUUUUGUUAACCCCAUUUGUUAUAAUAUCAUUAUUUUUGUUCUAUUUAAAAAAUAUAUAGUAUGUACAAUAUUAUUGGUUAAUGUAGUACCGACCUAACCUAAAAUUUAUGCUCGUAACUGUGUUAGAUGGCUAAAAAGGGAACCACCUUUAAGUGGAGUGACGGGGAUUCAGUCGCAUUAUGUGAAAUUUGUCUUGCAUUUAUUAAGGACAAUGGGAAAGCACAAUUUUUUAAGUGGAAAGAAAUUCAAGCAGAUGUCGAAAAAAAAGUUGGACGUGAACUUAGUAAUCCAAAUACUUGCAAGAACAAAUAUGAUACAAUGAGAAAAGAUUGGCGUACUUGGAAAUCUUUAAAGUUAUCAGAAACGGGUUUAGGGUGGGAUCCAUACUCGGGGAAAAUUGAGGCUCCAAAUGAAUGGUGGCAAAGAAAAAUCAAGGAGAAUCCAGAAUAUCAAAAGUUUCGACUGAGGGGUGUAAGCUUGGAGCUAGAACAAUGUUGGGAAAAAUUAUUUGGAGAUUCUUAUGCAACAGGGGAAAAUGUCUAUGUGCCCUCAAUGGAUUCCAUUGAAGACCUUACUAUACAAAAUGAAAGUAUGGAGGACGGGAAUAUAGAAAACUAUGGAGGUGAUACAUAUUUCCCAAGUAACCAACUUAAUGAUGAAUUACUUAACGAUGAAAACUUUUUUCAUAAUUUUGUGGAACAAGCGCGUAAUGAUGCGAAUAUAGGAAGUUCGGCUAGUAGGUCACAAGGGACUCAUGAAGCUGCAAACAAUGAAAAUCGUGCUUCUAAUAAAAUCCAAAAGCAUCAUCCAACAAAGUCUAAUAGUGGCCAAGUAAAACGUACAAGAAGACAAUCAGGAGGAUCUGCAAUGUUAUCUAAGGGAAUCGUCGAACUGACAGAGUGUGUUAAGAUCAUGAGUCAAAGUAGUACAUCUAAUGAUAGUAUGUCUUCAUCCAUAUCCACAGUUUCUAAGGCAAUGCAAAUUAUUAGUCGUAUGGUGGAUAAAGAGUGUUUGGAGAAACAUAGUGAGUUGUGGUUCUAUGCUACUACUGUCAUCGAAGAUUCACCUAAGAGGGAGGUUCUUUUUAGCAUGGAGGACGAUGUUAGCAGAGCUAAAUGGUUAGAAUAUCUAUAUAAUAAGGAACAUAAAUAGAAUGAGUCAACUAGUUUAGAUAUUGAUGUUUUGUUUGUUGUAGUGAUAAUUGUUUUUGUUUUGUGGUUUUGAAAUUAUGGGAUUAUUUCUGUUAUUUAUUUAA
This is a messenger RNA of Spinacia oleracea (spinach), 1587 nucleotides long. RefSeq lists its product as uncharacterized. The transcript has 2 exons. The coding region runs from base 459 to 1484 and encodes 341 amino acids. NCBI's taxonomy places the organism in Eukaryota, Viridiplantae, Streptophyta, Magnoliopsida, Caryophyllales, Amaranthaceae. The record is from RefSeq and is a predicted model, not a curated record.